Messenger RNA from Salvia miltiorrhiza (redroot sage), 1450 nucleotides. Its product is annotated as stromal cell-derived factor 2-like protein. The transcript has 6 exons. NCBI's taxonomy places the organism in Eukaryota, Viridiplantae, Streptophyta, Magnoliopsida, Lamiales, Lamiaceae. The record is from RefSeq and is a predicted model, not a curated record. The coding region runs from base 491 to 1135 and encodes 214 amino acids.
CUAACCCAAAAGUAAACGUGAACCGUAUGCAAAACUGCAUAAGUGAGCCCACCACCCAGGCACAUCCCGUUUUCCAAUAGUAGCAGCCCACGUCAACAAAACUCCACGUGGAACAAUAUAAUUCGUAGACUCCAUGAGUCACACGUGGCGAGCCCCAAACUUGAAUUUAAUUAGCCCAGGGGCCAGGGAGAAAGAUGCACAUUCUUCAGUUGCUGGAUCGACGACAAGACACGAAUUGCCACUUCAAUCGAAAAAUUAGCCGGAGCUCCGGCACCGCAUAGAAGCUUUAACCGUGGCUCCCCCCGCUCCGCCGCAGCACCAACACAGCAACCUCACCCGCAGGAAAUCCGCACCGGCGUCCGCCUUCUCCGCUGCGUCUUCAUCGGGUUCCACCCGAAUAGUCUACCGAGAGUCCGUUGGCCGCUCAUCCGAUCCGGAUCUGAGCCUUCCCUUUUGGCAGAAGACUUGGUUCAUUGUGCUGUUGCUAGUGAUGGCCGUCUCCUUCUUCGGUCUCGCGAUAUUCCUGCUUCUGACGCUCGACUCCGAUUAUGGUUCGACUCCGGUUUCCGCCGCCUCCGAGGGCGUUCAGAUAACAUAUGGUUCAGUCAUCAAGCUGAUGCAUGAGAGGACAAAAUUCAGGCUGCACUCGCAUGAUGUUCCUUACGGCUCUGGCAGUGGGCAGCAGUCUGUCACUGGUUUUCCUAAUGUUGAUGAUGCCAAUAGCUACUGGAUUGUCAGGCCUAUACAAGAUUCAUCUGCAAAGCAAGGAGACUCAAUCAAAAGUGGAAGCCUUAUUAGAUUGCAACAUAUGAAAACUAGGAAGUGGCUGCACAGCCACUUACAUGCCUCGCCAAUAUCAGGCAAUAUGGAGGUCAGUUGCUUUGGCAGUGAAGGGGAGUCCGACACUGGGGAUCACUGGAGUGUUGAAAUUGAGGGAAGUGGUAAGACAUGGAGGCAAGAUCAGAGGGUAAGGCUUCGGCAUGUAGAUACCGGUGGGUACCUUCAUAGCCAUGACAAGAAAUACCAACGCAUAGCUGGGGGUCAGCAAGAGGUUUGUGGCGUUCGUGACAAGAAACCUGAUAAUAUUUGGUUAGCAGCAGAGGGUAUUUAUCUUCCCGUUGCUGAGACCAAGUGAAAGCUCCCGUAGUCGUAUGCAAUUUUUACAAUUAAUGACUAAUCAUAGUUCACCGCUUUCUGUUUAUUUACUAGGGACUUUCUCUCCCCCUCCUCCUAUAUUACUUCAACUGUCGUUAUGGAACACAGUUGCAUGUGAACAUCGCAAAAGUUUUGAAAAUAGUUUCAUGUAAUUUCCUCACACCGAAUGUACUAGACUUCACUCAAUUCCACAACUUAAAUCUUGUGACGUUGCGGGUGUCAUUAAAUCGAAACGACACAAUAUUGUACCCGACUCUUAUUCGGCUAUAAAUUCUGAUUCCUAUUCGGUUUGAAA